ACCUUACGUGUACUACGCUACUGAUCAUUGAUCACUCUUCCUUUUUUUUCAUUCAAUAUAUAAACGUAUAUAAACGUAAACAGAAUAAUAAAUUGUAUAUAUGAUCUGAUCUGUUAUUACAUUGGAUGUUGAAGAGAAGUUAUGAAACACGUAAAUAUAAUGUUAUUGUAUGUUAAUUUAUAACUUUUGUUCCAUCGAAGCUUGAAAUCGUUUAGCCAAAAAGAUGAGCGGUGAAAAUCAAAUCACAAUCAUUGUAAAUGAUAUUUUAAAAGUAGAAGCUGUAGAAGAAGCUUUCAGUUGUGUGUUGGUACAUCACCCAAACAGCAAGAACGAAAAAAUAGCAAAAUGGCAAACAGAAUUGUCAUCUGCUAUGUCAAACUUGAGCAAAGAACAGCAAGAAAAUGCAGUAAAACAGUUUAUAUUUUUAGCAGCGGCAAUGACUAACCAUAAGAGAUUACAGUUAUUACUGUCAUUACUUGAAAAUUUAGUCACAUCUAAUGUUUUACCAGCAAGACUUGUAUGUGAAUGUAUAUUAAAUUCUGAUAAACUUCAAUAUCAGUCAGAAGACUUUUGGGUAGAAUGUUUUGUUUUUAUUCGACACAUCAUUGGGGGAGUUGAUUACAAGGGUGUUAGAGAGAUAAUGAAGGGAUGCAAAGAAAAAGCCCAAACGAUCCCAUCAAGAUUAGAUGCAUCUGUUCAAUCUCAGUUAAAAGCUUUAGAAAAUGUAAUUGAAUAUAUUUUUGAUAGAAAUGCUUGUUUAUUACCGGGCUAUUUUAUUGUAACUGAAAUUCAAAAGGCUUAUCCUGAUGGUAAACAUUGGCCACAUUGGAAAUUAGCGAAAUUGCUUUCAAAUUUUGUUGAAAGUUUUCGCAAUACUGCGCAAAUGGUAUCUAUAGUUGGACAUUCAAAAAUGUUGCCUGUAGUUGAACAUACUGGAUAUGCGGAUUUGAUCAAUCCUUGGGUACUUGAUACAACAACAUUAAAAUUUUCAUUAAAAGGAAAUUUGCCUUAUGAUGAGGAUUUACUUAAACCCCAAACUGAAUUGCUUAGAUAUGUAUUAGAACAACCUUACAGUAGGGAUAUGGUGUGUUCAAUGCUUGGUUUACAGAAACAACAAAAACAACGAUGUAUAGCUUUGGAAGAGCAAUUGGUAGAACUUGUAAUUCUUGCUAUGGAACGUGCAGAAAAUGAAACAUUACCAGCAGAAGGAACCGAUGGGACUGUUGCAAAUCAUUAUGUAUGGUUGCAUCUUUCAUCGCAGCUUAUAUAUUUUGUACUUUUUUCGUACGCCUGUUUUCCGAGUAUCGUAAUGGCAAUACACGACAAAUUAGCAGGAAGAGAUUUGAGAAAGGGAAGGGACCACUUAAUGUGGGUUUUAUUGCAAUUCAUUUCUGGAAGUAUUCAGAGAAAUCCAUUAUCAAACUUCUUGCCAGUAUUAAAAUUAUACGAUCUUUUAUAUCCAGAGAAGGAACCCUUACCGGUUCCGGAUUAUACUCAAGCAUUAUGCACACAUCAAAUGGCUAUUACAUGUAUAUGGAUACAUUUGUUAAAGAAAGCUCAGUCUGAACAUUCAAAUAUCCACAGACCAAUACCACAUACUUUAAAACUUCACCAUGAAUUUUUACAACAUUUAGUUAUGCCAAAUACUUCUCUUUGUAUGGGAUCUGACUAUCGUAUUGCUUUGCUGUGUAAUGCAUAUUCUACAAAUCAAGAAUAUUUUGGUAGACCAAUGGCUGCUUUAGUAGAUACUAUACUUGGUACUCAAAAAGGUCAGCAGCAACAGCCGAUGCAAACGUUGCAAAAUAACGCAGCCCUUGCAAGUGGACCGACAACGCCAUUAUCAAUGUCAAUCUUGGAUUCGUUAACUGUUCAUUCUAAAAUGAGUUUAAUACAUAGCAUUGUUAGUCACGUUAUUAAGUCGGCACAAUCUAAAAGUAACAUGGCAUUGGCACCGGCGCUGGUUGAAACUUACAGUAGACUAUUGGUGUACACCGAGAUUGAAAGCCUUGGCAUCAAAGGUUUUAUUAGUCAAUUGCUACCAACAGUUUUUAAGUCUCACGCAUGGGGAACAUUGUAUACUCUUUUAGAAAUGUUUAGUUAUAGGAUGCACCACAUACAACCACAUUAUAGAGUGCAACUUUUGUCUCACUUACAUAGUCUUGCAGCUGUGCCUCAAACUAAUCAAACUCAACUACAUUUAUGCGUGGAAAGCACAGCUCUUCGUUUAAUCACUGGAUUGGGAUCAGCCGAAGUGCAACCACAAUUAUCUCGAUUUUUAUCGGAGCCCAAAACUCUAGUUUCGGCAGAAUCUGAGGAAUUAAAUAGAGCUUUAGUGUUGACACUGGCACGUUCUAUGCACGUUACGGGAACAGGAUCGGAUAGUCACAGUGGAACAUGGUGCAAGGAAUUGUUGAAUACAAUCAUGCAAAAUACACCACAUUCGUGGGCCAAUCAUACUCUUCAAUGUUUUCCUCCAGUAUUGAGCGAAUUUUUCCAACAAAAUAGCGUGCCAAAAGAAAACAAGCAACAGAUUAAAAAAGCGGUAGAAGAAGAAUAUCGAAAUUGGGCUUCUAUGAGCAAUGAAAAUGACAUAAUAGCACACUUUUCUGUACCUGGUACAUCACCUUUAUUUUUAUGUCUUUUGUGGAAGAUCAUUUUUGAGACUGAUCGAAUUAGCCCAAUCGCAUACAAAAUCUUAGAAAGAAUCGGAGCUCGAGCUUUGUCAGCUCAUCUUCGAAAAUUCUGUGAUUAUCUUGUAUUUGAAUUUGCUAACAGCGUGGGUGGGCAACAUGUUAAUAAAUGUGUAGAUACAGUUAACGAUAUGAUGUGGAAAUACAACAUUGUAACUAUUGACAGAUUAAUUCUCUGCCUAGUAUUGAGGACUCAUGAAGGCAGUGACGCUCAAGUAUGCUUUUUUAUAAUUCAGCUACUGUUAUUAAAAGCUAUUGAAUUUAGGAACAGAGCGCAAGAGUUUGUAAAAGAAAAUUCUCCGGAGCAUUGGAAACAAUCGAAUUGGCAUGAAAAGCAUCUUGCCUUUCAUAGAAAGUUCCCAGAGAAAUUUGCUCCAGAAGGUAUCAUGGAACAAACUAGCGGAGGGCCUAGUCAAUAUCAAAGUUUACCUGUUUAUUUUGGAAACGUAUGCUUACGAUUUUUACCAGUUUUCGAUAUCGUUGUACAUAGAUACUUGGAAAUUCCAGCCGUGUCAAAAAGUUUAGAAACACUAUUAGAACAUUUGGGAUGUUUAUAUAAAUUUCACGAUCGACCUGUUACGUAUCUUUAUAAUACAUUACAUUAUUACGAACGUAAAUUAAGGGAUAGACCGCCUUUGAAACGACGUUUAGUAUCAGCUGUCUUGGGUUCCUUAAGAGAAAUUAGAGCACCAGGAUGGGCACUCUCAGAAGCUUAUCAAAUGUAUAUGACUCGAUCUUCUGAUGAUGUUAUCACAUGGAUGCCAGAAUUGGAUUAUUAUAUUCGUUUAGUACGGAGAAUUGUAGAAACAAUGUCAGGUACAGCUCAUUUUCCUGCUACGGACUGGAGGUUUAAUGAAUUUCCCAACCCUGCUGCACAUGCAUUGUAUGUUACAUGCGUGGAACUUAUGGCUGUUCCUGUUGCUCCAAAUAUAGUUGCCAAUUCAUUGUUAGAUGUAGUUGCAAAAGGGUACACAGUGAUACCUUCAGAUGAAAUUCAUCUAUGGAUAAAUUGCGUGGGUUUGUUGUUAGCCGCUUUACCCGAAUGUUAUUGGUCGGCACUUCAUGAUCGAUUAGUAGAAACCAUUAACAGUCCAGGUUUAGCCAAUUGGCAAUAUAGUAAUUUAACACCAUUUCAAAUAUUUAAUUUUAAUAAUACGCACAACAGUUUGUUGGAAAAUAAAUUCAGUUAUAUGCUGGCAUUAGCACAUUCUGUGUGGCAUCAUGCUGGUGUUGGGCAAAUAACUACUAUGCCUCAAUUUAUUAAAGAGAAGCUUCAGCCAGUUGUAAAUAGCGAAGAACAAUUGAUAUAUGCUUGUCAUUUAAUUGGUCCUACUUUAGCGAGAUUUAAUGCUGAAAGACCGAACUGCGUUGUAGAAUUAACAGUUCGUUUAUACGAAAUGCUUGAACAAGUUGAUCGACUUCAAACUCAUUUAAAAUAUAUGGACCCAGUUUGUGAUUUAUUAUAUCAUAUAAAAUACAUGUUCGUUGGGGAUAUGAUGAAGAAUGAAGUGGAAUGUAUUAUAAGAAGAUUGAGGCCUGCUUUGCAAAUGAGACUACGAUUUAUUGCUCAUAUAAAUAUAGACGAAAUUCAGUCUUCCUGAGACGUACCUACUACUAGUAAUGCGGAAGUAAAUACAUGUUAAUGUUGAAUACACUGGAGUCUUUAAAUUUUAAUUUCAAACUAUUUUAAAAUGCAUUUUCUACAUAUCAAAAUCAAAUAUGAAAAAUAUUACAUACGGAAUCUUUGUAUAAAAUAAAGUAAUGAGUA
Frieseomelitta varia is the source of this 4458-nucleotide messenger RNA. It is a transcript of the gene MED23, whose product is annotated as mediator of RNA polymerase II transcription subunit 23. NCBI's taxonomy places the organism in Eukaryota, Metazoa, Arthropoda, Insecta, Hymenoptera, Apidae. Gene Ontology annotation, cellular component: transcription regulator complex; mediator complex. Gene Ontology annotation, biological process: positive regulation of gene expression; regulation of transcription by RNA polymerase II. The transcript has 11 exons. The record is from RefSeq and is a predicted model, not a curated record. The coding region runs from base 224 to 4291 and encodes 1355 amino acids.